CCGAAUCAAACAGACCGAUUGACACCGGGGAAUCCCGCGUAUUAUUCAGGAUUUUUGGCCUUGGAAUAUGAAGGGACGACAAAGUGAAGAACCAAAAAUCUUCUGCGCUCUUGAGUCCUGAGACGAAGCAACGGGAGCUACCUACUAUUUGAGCCGAUCGCUGACGAAGAUUUGCAUUCUUCAAACUUGUGAAAAUGGAUAAAACUGAGGAAGAAGAACUUGAACCUCUAUUCGACUACAGUCGAGUUCAGCCGAUUAAUGUAAUAUGCCUUGACGAUGACUCUGACGAAUCUACCUUGCCGAAAAAAAGGAAGAUUUCUGAAGCGGCGUCUAUCAUUGUUGACAAGGGGACUAAGGGCCCCAAGGUUGUAAAUCUUGUGGAUGAAAAUGAAGAGGAGGAUUGGCUUCCACCUCCUCCCAAAGUUUCAGAUGCUGCUCAGAAUUUUGAAGAGGACUCCACUAUAAAGAAAUUGAGGUUAAAGAAGCAGGAGUUGGCAUCAUUUGCUCAAUCAGCUGAAGAACUGAUGCGAGCAGUUGAAGAGUCAGCCCAAAGAGAUCUUAAAAGUUCAUUGCAUUUUCCUCAGGAGAGCGAAGUUGAAAAUGCAUCAAAACUUCAUGAUCAACGUGCAAAAAUAAUUAUUUCUAUCCAAGACAAGGAUGGACAAAAGCAGUUCCGUGUCUUCAAGGAUGAGAAGUUUGAAAAAAUCUUCAAAAUGUAUGCUGAGAAAGUUAAGCGUGACACAACAAGCUUAGUAUUUUCCUUUGAUGGGGAUAAAGUUAGCCCAGCUGCAACUCCUGGUGGUCUAGGCAUGGAGGACGAUGACAUUAUUGAAGUUCAUGCCAAGUCGAGAUAACCUAGUUUACAUCAUGGUGCUUCUGCUUCAGCUCAGGUUUCAACAUCAACAUCAAAAGCGAGUCAACUGUCAACUUCGACACCCUUCUUUUCUAUGUUCAUAUUAUGGUAUGGAAAACUAAGUUAUGAGGAUCUGUUGCAUUGACUUUAUUGACUUUUAGAUAACUGACAUGUCCAUUGGGCCCCAAUUAGUUCACGAAUUUUGUAGUCGAACAUCCUGAGGCUAACUUUCCUACACAAAGAUGCCAGAAGAAUUGAACAAGAUGAGAAGUUUUGUACAAUUGAAGAUAGUAAAUAAUCUCAUCUUGCCAAGGGUUUUAUUGUCUGUCUUCUUGUAAGCCUUUUGAGGAUGUGCUAAUAGGUGAUGUCUUGGUUCUUGGAGGUUUUUGCUUCUUUUAUAUAGAGAUGGUUAAUUUGUGAUCAGACGUGUUUUGUUUGAAAUGUACAGUCAUCAAUUUAAGGACACAAUACAAGGGGCAGCAGUACUAAGUUUAUACUUUC
Molecule: messenger RNA, 1354 nt
Organism: Macadamia integrifolia
Lineage: Eukaryota; Viridiplantae; Streptophyta; Magnoliopsida; Proteales; Proteaceae
Exons: 7
Coding region: 195-854 (219 amino acids)
Source: RefSeq, a predicted model, not a curated record